AUGUCACCCAAAAUGACAACCACAUGUGAGGAAACGUUAGAGGGACUUGUGCAGGCGUGGCGAGAAGAAUCAUCGAGCGAGAACGUGAACGGUCAGCGAGAAAACCCCUCCACUGUGAACCAUCCAGCCUGGGCCAAUCUUCGGGCCAAGUCGCAACUGCUUCUGGGCUCUAUGCUUGCUGUCUCACUGCUGCUGGUGAUGAUGGUGAUUGCUGUCAGCGUCUCCUCCUCUGCAUCUCUACAGCCAUUCGGGCCUACACAGAGGGGCAUGGGGUCAACGCAGCAGCAUGGGGUGGCACGAGUUGCUGGGAUGGUGGUACGUGGUCUCUUGGAAACGGGGAGAGCUGGGAGGCGGGGGCUUCAGGAGCCGUUGGGUGGCUCGGGCAUGGGAGACGAGUCAAACGCCGGUGCUACCAGCAGCAGCAGCAGCAGCAACAGCAGUAACUUGUAUCCUGCUGGUAACCCUGAUCGGCCUGAGGGUGCUGCUACCAGCACUAGCGCUGGUAACGAUUCAAGGGGUGAUGGCAGCAGCAGUACUGCGGAAACCAGUAUUAUUAGUCCUGAUGGCAGCAACACAGGAGCUGGUAAUACCAGGGGACGCACCAGCAUCACGCCUGCAGGCAAUAGCGCUGUUGCUGGUAACAGCACUGGAGGUGUUAACAGCACUGGAGCUGGUAACAGCACUGGAGCUCGUAACAGCACUGGAGCUGGUAACUUUACUAGAACCAGUAACGCCACAGCUCCCAGCAGCAGCACAACGCCUGGGGGGAACAGCAGUGCUGCUAGCAAUGGCACGGAGGGGGGGGUGUUGCAGAACGUCACUGGGGCUGCUGGCCAUGGCACGGAGGGGGGUGCGGUGCGGUACUUCACGGUGGGGCAGGAGGCGUUCGUGUGGGGUUCUCCUCUCGUCACCUUCUUCCGCCAGCAGGCCACCCGUGCUGCCCUCAACGCCUUCUCCUACGCCAACACCACCGCUGUUGUCGGCACCACCAAUGUGGCUCUCCCCAAUGUGGACACGGUGUAUGGAGGGGCCUUCCUCUACCUGCGAGACCAACCGAUGGUGCUGAGAACCCCCUACAUGGGCCAAGGCCGUUAUUACAGCGUCGGGUUCUUCCAGACCUAUUACUCGGAUUUCAGUGUGAACGGCAGCCGAGCCAACGGGCCAGGCCCCAACACGUUCACUCUAGUCGGGCCCAACUGGGCCGGAGAGCUGCCUGGUGACCUUGCACCUACAGUCAUACGGUCGCCCACCAAUGACGCUCUCCUGCUGAUGCGAGUGGUCGUGUCCGCAAAUGUCUCCAACGACCUUGCUACAGUGCUCGACCUCUACAGUCAAGUCUCGCUACAGUCACUCUCAGAGGCGCUAGGCGGGCCUGCAGUUGCGCCCCUCCCCAAUCCGCCCCUCCCCAGCUCCAACCUCUCCGAAGCCCUCCAGCGCAUGACUCUUAUUGGUGAGGGCCUUCAGCGGGACCCACCUGCCAAUAACAGCGCCAACAACCGCGUCGUGCGCAUGCUCGCCUCCAUCAACGUCACCCAGCAGCACGGUUUCGACCCCUACAGCGUUACACAGCAGCAGGCAGCAGCACUAGAGGCAGCGAGAGUGGUGACAGACCAGGCACUGAGCACCGCCAAUCAAAUCAUUCAGAUCAACGAAUCGCUCAUUCAGUCGGACGAUUUCUGGUCCUCAUCACUCAACUGGCUGGGUCACGACUAUGAUCGCGAGUUCUUCUAUCGCGCCACCUUCACCUCUGCUGGGGGCAUUGGCGCACUGCCCGCCACUGAAGUCGUCUACUUCCUCACCUUCCUCGCCCAGGCCGUUCCAACGCUGCAAGGCCUGUUUCCUGGCAACCCAGCAACACCAACUCCCUUGUCAGGAUCACCCUUGUCAACCCCUCUCAACACCACCACUCCAUCCAACACCACCACACCAUUCAACACCACCCAGACUUCUCCCGAACCUCCCAGCCUCCCCUCGCUGCCUCCCUUCCGCCGCUUCCCCCCCUUCGUCCCCCUCGAAGGCCCCCUCUGCUUCCGCCUGCGCCUCACCCCUCCUCCGGUCGACUCCUUCUGGUCGGUCACGGUUUACAACAGCACCUCUCUAAACCUCCUGGAGGGAGUCACCAAGUAUGGCGUGGGUGAUAGAACUCCGGGCCUCCUGUACAACCCAGAUGGCACUCUCACCAUCUACAUUCAACCCACUUCGCCCGGCCAAUCGCUCGGAGUCAACUGGAUUCCUACUGUUAACUCGACAAGGAGUGAAGUGGUGCUGCGAGCGUACGGCCCCUCACAGCUCAUUCUCAACGGCACAUACCGCCCGCAGCCAGUACAGCUCUUCCCUCCCAGCCCCACGUGCCAAGGGGAGCAGCAGCAGGGCGGUGUCACUCUCACAGCACCACCAGCAGGGCAGCAGGAGGCCAAUCGUACUCUCAUAAACCCUGUUUCCUAG
Closterium sp. NIES-65 is the source of this 2445-nucleotide messenger RNA. Lineage: Eukaryota; Viridiplantae; Streptophyta; Zygnematophyceae; Desmidiales; Closteriaceae. The record is from the annotation of a GenBank genome assembly.